UAUCGUCGCAAUAACUAUCUUUCCAAUACAGGUUUUCUUAAAGUUUUCGUUCUUUUAAUGCCCUCGGCCUGCUUCGAGUCUGCUUCGAGUGUGAAAUUAGGAGAGAUGGAGGCAUCAAUACCUUUCAAGAAUCUCCAUAACCGAGAGUAUCAAGGUCACAAGAAGAAGGUGCAUUCGGUGGCGUGGAAUUGCGCAGGGACGAAGCUAGCUUCGGGUUCUGUGGAUCAAACCGCCCGUGUCUGGUACAUUGAGCCCCAUGGACAUGGUAAGGCUAAAGAUAUUGAAUUGAAGGGUCACACUGAUAGUGUGGAUCAGCUGUGUUGGGACCCCAAGCAUGCUGAUCUUAUUGCAACUGCGUCAGGUGAUAAGACUGUCCGUUUGUGGGAUGCUCGAAGUGGGAAAUGCUCACAGCUGGCAGAACUUAGUGGGGAGAACAUCAACAUCACCUACAAACCCGAUGGGACACACGUAGCUGUUGGUAAUAGGGAUGAUGAACUAACAAUACUGGAUGUUCGGAAAUUUAAGCCAAUUCAUAAGCGCAAGUUCAGCUAUGAGGUAAAUGAGAUUGCGUGGAACAUGACAGGAGAGAUGUUCUUUUUGACAACCGGAAAUGGUACUGUUGAAGUACUGGCAUACCCAUCUCUGCGACCACUUGACACCCUCAUGGCUCAUACGGCUGGUUGCUAUUGUAUUGCAAUUGAUCCUAUGGGAAGAUAUUUCGCUGUUGGAAGUGCUGAUUCCUUAGUCAGCCUUUGGGAUAUAUCAGAGAUGCUCUGUGUGCGAACAUUUACAAAACUUGAAUGGCCUGUCCGGACAAUAAGCUUCAAUUACACUGGAGAUUACAUUGCUUCUGCCAGUGAAGACUUGUUCAUUGAUAUAGCAAACGUUCAAACUGGACGGACAGUGCAUCAAAUACCAUGUCGGGCUGCCAUGAACAGUGUGGAAUGGAAUCCAAAAUACAAUUUACUUGCGUAUGCUGGGGAUGACAAGAACAAAUAUCAGACUGAUGAAGGUGUUUUUAGAAUAUUUGGCUUUGAAAGCACCUGACUGCAAGGCAGGGAGCAUUGGAUCAGGACUUUUAAUCAAUUUUUUUUUUUUUUUUUUUUUUUUUUUUUUUUUUUUUAUGUAGAACACCAGUUGGAUUUCUCCCCUUUUUUUUUGUUUAAUUUAGAGAGAGAGAUGAAAGUUGUAAAAGUUGUAACAUGUUUCUUGAUAGUAAAAAAGUGGCAAUACUUCAUCAGCAUUGGGCCAGCAUUUUUAAUCAAUUUUAUAUGAAGAACCAGUUGGAUUUCUCCCCUUAUUAA
Alnus glutinosa is the source of this 1304-nucleotide messenger RNA. Its product is annotated as THO complex subunit 3. Gene Ontology annotation, molecular function: protein binding. Lineage: Eukaryota; Viridiplantae; Streptophyta; Magnoliopsida; Fagales; Betulaceae. The record is from RefSeq and is a predicted model, not a curated record. The coding region runs from base 58 to 1047 and encodes 329 amino acids. Gene Ontology annotation, biological process: mRNA export from nucleus. Gene Ontology annotation, cellular component: THO complex part of transcription export complex. The transcript has 11 exons.